Racocetra persica is the source of this 1180-nucleotide messenger RNA. The record is from the annotation of a GenBank genome assembly. NCBI's taxonomy places the organism in Eukaryota, Fungi, Glomeromycota, Glomeromycetes, Diversisporales, Gigasporaceae.
GCUAGAGUGAAAUUAGCAGACUAUGGACUAUAUUUUAUGACUAAAGGUGGUGCUAAUGUUGACUUCCCGAUUGGGUGGGGAAAUGAUGAUGAGAAUGUGGAAUUUCGAAAGCUCGUCAGAGCGUGCCUGGAAGUAAAUCCUUCUAAUAGAUGUUCACCAGAGCAGUUAUUAUCACAUCCAUAUUUUUCAUCAAUCUAUGAGAGUAAGAAUGGUAUUAAUGAUAACUAUAAAUAUUGGUGGAUCAAGCCUUUCUUACAAUCACAAAGGUUAAAAGUGGGAGACGACUUUUUGGAGCAUCUAGAUGAGCCACACAAUAAAGAUGUUCUCGAUGGAAUGCCAUUAUCGCAGAUUUAUUAUUUUUGGAAACUAGCAGGAGGUGAUGUAGAAUCGGAAUUAGCUAAAAGAGGUUAUAUGUCAAGUACACCACCAAUAGAAAGGAUUCCUAGGACCGUAAAGGUAUUGGAUGGAAAGGAAGAAGGUACGACAAAAGACACAGCCUUCUUGUAUUCUGAUACUGUUUACAGUUUAUCGCUUAAAGAACUUCGACAGAGAUUAAAAUCAGCUGCUGGACCCAACAAGGAAACAAUCGAAUGGGAUUCAGACUAUUUCCUUGUUAUAGACGAAAAUGACAUGAAUUUUCUUGCUGAUGAAAUGCCAGAUGUUGAAAAUUCAGGUCCUAAAGAUGAAUCACUUGAGGAAUCACUUGAGGAAUUACUUGGGAAAUAUCUCUACCCGGAUCCCAACAAUAAUAAACCAACUUCAUCGUCAGUAAAUGGGCAAAACCCACCGCCAUCAAAUAGUGUUAAAUCACCAUUACUUGCACGGGAAAAAGACGUUGUAUAUCAGUUCCAAAGGGUAGCCCUUUUUAGUGAAUUGCUUCGACAAUAUCCAGCAUCCCGUGAUGAGAUAAUUCAUCAAGCAAAAGUAGAUAUACCACCUUUUUUGCGCGGAAAAAUUUGGGCUGCUAUAUUGGGUGUUAAUGGCGAUUAUCAAGCUAUAUAUGAUGCUUAUGAUAAAGAAACAGAGAAAGAGACUUCAACCGAUCGGCAGAUUGAUGUCGACGUUCCAAGAUGUCACCAGUAUCAUCAACUACUUUCUUCUCCUGUUGGGCAUGAAAAACUGAAAAGACUUUUGAAAUGUUUCGUAGCUGCAAAUAAUCAAAAUUUGGUUUAUUGGCAAG